Molecule: messenger RNA, 938 nt
Organism: Ostrea edulis (European flat oyster)
Lineage: Eukaryota; Metazoa; Mollusca; Bivalvia; Ostreida; Ostreidae
Product: ATP synthase subunit d, mitochondrial-like
Exons: 5
Coding region: 92-781 (229 amino acids)
Biological process (GO): proton motive force-driven ATP synthesis
Molecular function (GO): proton transmembrane transporter activity
Source: RefSeq, a predicted model, not a curated record
UACUUCUAGCAACAGCAAACCUUUUAGAGACCUUGACGUCCUCUCCUCCGUUUGCAAGUAGUGAACCUCGGAAAACCGAAGAACUCUCAAAAUGAGGUUCUUUGAAAUCCUCCGUUGCUCCAGAAUAUCAAAGUCAAGUAUAAAUAUGUCAGAAUUCAUAAAAAGUUUUCCAGCAGAUGUGGCACCAAAAGCCAAAGAGCUAGCCAUGUUUAACCAAGGGUUGUCUGGAUCGUUAACAACGAAGCCAGAAACCAAGCCUGCUGUGGACUUUGAGUACUACAGGAGUAAAAUACCAGACAAAGCCUUCGUUGACAAACUAGAAAAAUUUUAUACCUCUACAACGGUGCCGUAUCCAACUGACCCCGAAAACAAGAAGGGAGCAUUGGAACAGGAAAAGCAGAAAAUUACCAAGAGUGGUGAAGAUUUAGUCCAGGAAAUGGACCUCAUCAUUUACGAAAAUGAAUUGAAGUUAAAGGCAAUAAACAGCCUACCCCCAAUGGAACAUAUGUCAAAGGAAAUGUUAUGUUACUAUUUCCCUGAGGCCACAAGAAAUGAUGAGCGGUACCCAAUGUCUGAGGGGCGGUACUACGGAAUCAAGUGGUUCCCGGGAUACUCCCAUGGUUUUGACAGGUACCCCAAGUGGCAGCUAGGAAACCGCUUCAACAAUGAGUGGGAAUACUUCCCUCCCAAGGAAAUCAGCCAGAAAUGGGAGAAUUUGAAUCUGCAGUUCGAGAGAACAGAACAGUUUCUUAUGGACGACUCAGCUCCUGCUGCUAAAUAAUGUGGAAGCUUUGUAAGCUCCAAUAGUUUGAUUCAUUUUUUGCAUUAUCUGAUCUGAUAAUAGUUCGACCAGAAUACAGAUAAAACUGACUAGUGUGUAAUACUGUUUUCCACCACACUAAACCAUUAUUCUUGGUAAUAAAAUUUGUGUAAAUCUU